Messenger RNA from Patiria miniata (bat star), 5478 nucleotides. RefSeq names its product myotubularin-related protein 3-like. The record is from RefSeq and is a predicted model, not a curated record. The coding region runs from base 474 to 3842 and encodes 1122 amino acids. Lineage: Eukaryota; Metazoa; Echinodermata; Asteroidea; Valvatida; Asterinidae. Gene Ontology annotation, molecular function: metal ion binding; protein phosphatase binding; phosphatidylinositol-3,5-bisphosphate 3-phosphatase activity. The transcript has 18 exons. Gene Ontology annotation, biological process: regulation of autophagy; dephosphorylation.
GAGUUUCAGGAGGGACAUUUGUGACUGGGACACGCCCAAAGAACAUCCAGAGCAGUGGGAUAUGCGUUUUACUUUGGUUCUGUAUCCUGGGAGAGAAAAGCUGAUCACUCAGUGCUGGGACAAGGGAAGAUAAAAAUGAUGCGGAGACAGCGCUGUUACCCAAGACGAUAAUGGCCGACAGGUUGAUGGAGUGGGCGGGGCUUAGGAUGGACCAAGGAGGAUGAAUUCCAGCCUAGGGGAUGCAACGGGUUGCGCAUAUCAACUUGCAUUCGGCAUGCGUUCUAUGUACACAACAAAGCAUGUGAGAACCACUACGCAUCCGUGUCCUACAUUUGCUCGUGAGUCUACACGAGUCACUUCUUAACUCCAGGUCCAUGUAGUCUCCAUCUCAAGGCGUGAUUAAGUUUUGCAGUCGUUUCUCUGCUUGAGGGGCAUCCAACCUCCUGUACUGGCUGUACAGUGGUGGUAGCUGUAUGUUCUGGAUAGCAGAGUCUAGAGGCAACCUUGACAUGGCUGACCAGGAGGAAGGAGAUAGUCUGGUCUGCCUGCAGUCCAGCGAAGCCUUCCCAUUGAAACCCAUGGUCAAGGAUGAUCCCCGCCUAGAGGUACCAUACCAUCAGCUCUGUGGUGAGAGUGUCACUUUCCUUGGUAGAGCCUCCGAUGCCAUCAUUGUGUUGUCCAGCUACCGCUUGCUCAUACGUCACAAGGAGUCGUUUGUCAAUGUUCCUGUGAUGCUGAUAGAGUCCGUAGAAUGCAGAGACCUGUUCUAUCUGGUUAUAUUAUGCAAAGACGGCAAGACAUAUAGGUGUAAGUUUGCCACCAACGAGCAAUGUCAGGACUGGUUGACGCGUCUCAUGUCGGCCAUCGCACCCCCCAGUAAGCUAGAGGACCUGUUUGCCUUUGCCUUCCAUGCCUGGUGUUUUGAUCAGAUUCAUCACGAUGUGGACUCGCCAGGGCCAGGCGUUGGUUUCCUGCAGUCUGCUGGAGAUAUUCCAACCUAUUCCUUCAGCAGUGAGGUCAGACGGCAAGGCUUUGAUACGAAAGAAGCUUGGCGGAUCUUUGAAAACAAGGAGUACAAGAACUGUUCGUCGUACCCAGUCCAGCAUAUUGUACCAGCCUGGGUGACCGAUGAAGAUCUCAAAGAAGUCUGUUCAUUCCGAGCAUCCAAGAGAUUCCCGUCAGUCGUCUGGAGGCAUCAGCGUAACGGAGCCGUGAUAGCGCGAUGUAGUCAGCCAGAGAUUGGCUGGUUUGGUUGGCGCUGUGAACAAGACGAACGCUUCAUGGAAAGCAUCCUGAGAGCAUGUAACAUAGAUAAUCCACAGACUGCAGCCCAGGAGACCGAGAAAACAGUCAAUGGAACGGCUGGAGGAGAGGCUAGCGAUGUGAGCCUUCUGCCUCACCUAGGCUCCAAUCCCAACAACAAGAAAGUCUUGAUAGUUGAUGCUCGUUCCUACACAGCAGCAUAUGCCAACAGGGCUAAGGGUGGAGGCUGUGAAUUCCCAGAGUAUUACCCAUCGUGCGACAUCCAGUUCAUGGGACUCGCUAACAUCCAUUCCAUCAGAAAAAGCUUUCAGGGAGUUAGGAACUUAUGUAGCAAUACACCUGACGGAACCAACUGGCUGUCUCUAUUGGAAGCUACCAAGUGGUUACAGCACCUGUCCCUUCUGCUCAAAUCAGCUCUGAUGGUGGUCAAUACGGUAGACAAAGAAGCGUGUCCUGUAGUAGUCCAUUGCUCAGACGGUUGGGACCGGACACCACAGAUAGUGGCCCUAGCUGAGUUGAUGUUGGAUUCUUACUACCGGACACUAGAGGGCUUUCAAGUUCUAGUUGAGCGAGAGUGGCUCAACUUUGGUCACAAGUUUGGCGAUCGUUGCGGUCACAAACCCAAUGACGACGAUGUCAACCAGAGAUGUCCUGUGUUCCUGCAGUGGCUGGACUGCGUACAUCAACUCCUCAAGCAGUACCCAACGGCCUUUGAGUUCAAUGAAACAUUCCUGGUGAAGCUAGUGCAGCACACCUACUCGUGUCUCUUCGGCACAUUUCUGUGCAACAGCGCACAACAACGAGCCAAACACUCCAUCAAAGACCGCACAUGCUCAGUCUGGGCAUUGCUGGGGGUCGAGGCGCAUAAAUACCGCAACUUUCUGUUUGCACCUACAACUGAACCGGUCUUGUUUCCUUGCUGCCAUGUGCGCACAAUGCACUUCUGGACAGCAGUUUUCCUGUCCGACUCCACCCCAGCCACUUGCGACGACAACUCAAGCUUCCUGCAGACUGCCCAGACGGCAACAGGCGAGGGCGCCAAGCUUACCCGCACCCGAUCGGUCGACGACCUUCACAAAAGCGAAGAGGAGAAUCAUCGGGGCAGCAUCGUGGAAGGCGGGCCAUUAGUCAGGCGACUGAGUGAUCCCAACCUGAGUGAGUUGAAAUUGGAUGGAGGGAGGAUUGGUACUCCACCGCAGACACGUAAGCUGGCUGAUAGACCCAUCGGAGGGGCAGUCUUGAGAGGAGAAGGAGAUGAGAUGGAGUCUACUCAUGAUCCUGAAGGAAGCAACAACUCCGCUGAGGAAGCCGCAGAUCCUGAUAACCAGGAUGUCAAUCAGAUUGAAGACUCUGCCGCUAGUAGCGAGACCGAUCUGAACAGUGAGCCUCUAACCAAUGGCCACUCUAACGGACUCCUGAACGGAGAUUGUACCGACAGCGAUCCUGAUGAUACAAUUCUGGAUGAGAAUUCUAGGACCUCAACUCCAAAGCGCUGUCAUAGUAGCAGCCAGCAGACUGUAGAUAAACCCAUGAAUGGCUCGACAGAUACACUGACUGAAGAGUUGAUGAGUAGUAGAGACGGUAACCCCGAACUCAAUCAUUGGAAUGAAUGCAAUGGACAUACGGAUACCAGUGAUGUAGAGGAUGAACACCAAGUCUUUGAAUUGAAGGCCGAGUGUGAGAUCACGGCGGCAAACAGCCUUCCAUCUGACAACAAACAGCUCGGCAAAUCAAUCAGCAUCAGCACUAGCACGUCUGACCUGACUAGCUCAACUAUCAGUGGUCACCCGCCAGAUACGACACGCACGUUGUUCAUCUCAGAAUCCGCGUCUCUCCCAGAACUCGGCAUCCAGACCAAUUUGCCAAACGGCGACAGCCAUCACGUCCGGCACAUCUCAAGCUCCAGCAUCCAGAAUUUUGUCUCAGCUCCCUCAAGCCCCGUCUCCAGCGAGUCCCAACCUUGCCUGACCCCUGAUUUGGAGAUGCUCACGGCUAAAGCCUCAACGAGUGGCCUGAAAGUCGGCCGUCACUUUGAUGAAGAUGGUUUGACCACGAUCCCAGCCCCUGGACAGGAUAGACUUCUGGGGAUCAUGCACAGACAUCAGAAUGAGGUUGCGGUUCUCAGACAUGAGGUCAUCCGACUGCAGAAAUUACUGCAACAAUCCAGUCACAUGAAGGCACUCUUCCCCCACGUAGCACUCAAUGGGGUAUGCCAAGAGGAAGUAGUGGUAGCCAGUGAGUUAGAGGAUGAGAAGGACCGUGAUGCCUCAUCCCGCUGUGGGUCCAUCACAUCAGACAUCUCAUGGGAACAGGUGGAUGAGACAGAAACUAAACGCACGCUGUGGAUUCCUGACCAUGCUGUCACGCAUUGCUUCAAAUGUAACACACAGUUUAAUGUGGUCUACAGAAAACAUCAUUGUAGGAGUUGUGGCCAGGUUUUCUGCAGUACCUGCACUGGUUUCACAGCGCCGAUCCCUCAUGAACAACUCUACCAACCAGAAAGGGUCUGCAAAGCUUGCUAUGACAUGCUGGACCGCAACAACAGUAGGAAAACACAAAUGGCACCUGGCCUAGGCUGAGUGCUUAUACCUACCAAGCUAUGAUUUAAUUUGAAAUCCUGCAUAUGUUAGUAUUGUUGUAAUUUGGUCAGAAGAUAUGAUCACCAGUAGGUUUGUAUGGAACCUGUGCUUUCUCAAAUGCAUAACCUUUUUACUGACAAAAUUUAUGUCUUGAAAGAGUGACUUUGUGUUUGAGAAAAGUUUGUCAAAGUAUAUAUAUUUGUUCAUUAGUAUAUGGGUCAUUCAAUAAAUUUGGGGUCCACAUUUUUCCUGUCCGUGUUAACAUCUGACAUCUAUGAUUGUAUAAUUUUGAUGCACUCUUUAAAACACUUCCCUUCACAGAGUGAUUAUGAAUAGUAAACUACCUAUCCAAGAAAUAAAUCAUUUGAAAUAAUUCCUAAUGAUACUUGAGUGGCAAAACACAAAGUACCAAGGUAACCGGGACAGGGAAAAUGUCACACUUUGGACCCUAAAUUUAUAGAAUGACCCAGAUAUGAAAUUGGAUCUGAAAAAUGAGGUAUGUUAUGAACAUGUUCCAGAUUGAUCUUUUAAAAGCAAGAAAAGUGUUGUGAAUUUAAUCAGUUGUUUAAUACCAUUUAAUGGUUGAACUGUUUAAAGGCAUACUUUUGUCAUUUGUCCUCAAAUUAGAAAGUUUCUCUGAAUCAACCAAAAUGUGUAUGUUGUUAAAUCUGGUUUGGUAUGAUCUGAAAUUACAGUCAUUUUCAAAAAAAAAAUUAACAAAGAAAGAACAUGGGACAAAUCUGAAGUACUGAGGUUGUAAUACGUCAUUCCACAAGCUUUGGUGCCCUAAACUUAGGUUUUCCUGGAUUCUGUAUAGAUACAUACAAAUUAGGCAAAAAAAAUUCUUCUGCUUCCGGUUACCUACCCUAUUUUUACGGCACCGACCCUUAAACUGUUAUCGACAAGUUAAAAAUAUAAAUUUCAAUGUUUAAAAAAUGCCCCACCCCCUCCCCCCCCCCCAAAAAAAAUCUGGUUGUCUUUUCUGUCUACACGAAAUGCCUCUCAACAACCUAUUUACGUCAAAAACGCUUGUCUAUAUUUGUUUGCCUACUGCUAUUUGUUAUUUUUGAGAAGAAACCAAAUUUUUACAAGUUCCUUUUGCGAUUACCAGUUCCCUUCGCGGUUCACUUUGCGGUGAUGAACACACAUGCGUAAUGAUCAAUGCUGUACUGGUUCCUGCAGUGCCGUGCACUAAAAGGGCCAAGGAAGGCAUGGUGGAAAUGGGGCUACCAGUCGAUGCAUAUGGCUGGCCAACAUAGCGUUUUGACACCAUAAAAAUGCCAAACGUCGAUGGAGAAAGAAGAUUUCUUCAAGUUAAUUCACAGAAUUAACUGUGUACGUAUUUUCCGUGUUCAUGAAUUUAUUUUGAGUUUAUACCGCUCAUACUCGCAGCAAUACAGCGCAGCGUGUCUCCUUAAUUUCUUGCAGUAACUCGACAUUCUUCGCCAUCCACAGUGUAUCAUGCAAGCAGACUGCGUGCUAUACGGACAGUCUUGGUCAGUUUCCCGUCUUGACUAGAGUUGCUUUCCAAGCACAAAUGAAUAAAGUUCACAAAUGAAUAAAGUUCAGGCUGAAUACAUGAUUGAAUUCCCCAUUCAAACAGCACAAAAAAAUUGGCCCCCCCCCCCAAAAAAAA